This is a messenger RNA of Lycium ferocissimum, 889 nucleotides long. RefSeq lists its product as uncharacterized. Bases 136 to 885 code for a protein of 249 amino acids. The transcript is spliced from 2 exons. Lineage: Eukaryota; Viridiplantae; Streptophyta; Magnoliopsida; Solanales; Solanaceae. The record is from RefSeq and is a predicted model, not a curated record.
GUUGAGCAUCACGCACCCAAUCGCGUAUUACGACAGUUUGGGCAUGUGCAGAACAUACCCGCGACUACACAUUGGGAGCACACCCACUACACCAGGGACGAGCGUUCGAUCGACAGUGCGGCAUGGCGGGCGCGUAUGCACCAGGAAGUCGAUGCAUGGAACGCGAGGAUGACGACUCUAGCGGCGGUCGGACAUGACACUCCGGUCCAUGAGUACAUGACGUGGUACAUGCAUAUCACUCGCUCCUUGAUUGCUAACCCCUCGACGCCGUGUCUUGAUGGCCGAGGAUAUGCAUCACUCUCAAGAGCGUAUAAGGCGCUGUUACGGAUGACUCUGAUGAUACGCCAUGAGAGCAUUCCCCUUACGGAGUCCACCGACCCCGGGAUAGCUGCAUAUGCAGCACGGAUAGUUCAUCUUACCGACACUGGUAUGACACAGGCACAUGAGUGGCAUCGUGUCGAUAAGGAUGUACCAGAGGGUGUUCCUGAGGGUGGUAGGGCUGAUAGAGGUAGGCGGGCUGAUAGAGGUGGUCGGGCUGGCAGAAGUGGUUGGGCUGGGAGAGGUCUAGUAGAUGAGCAUGACCAUAUAGCCCGUCAGGCUCCGUCGGCUACAGAUAUCCCGUUGACUUCUUCUUCCAGGCCGUCGACUUCACAGAGACCUGGAUAUACGCCAGAGAUGGUCCCACAUUAUGAUCCUUGGUCAUCAUUUCCACAGGUGCCAGUUGGUGAUCUACAUAUGGGAGGCGGAGAUGAGGACUUUGAUAUUAUUUUCGAUGACUACUUUCUUCGUUCUACAGCCGGACCUACGGCACCAUCUGCAUCUCCGGCUCCACAGGCCGCUCAGGAGCCCUCUCAUAUGCCAUCUCAGGAGCCCGUCGACACAUAGGUUU